Messenger RNA from Fonsecaea erecta, 393 nucleotides. RefSeq lists its product as hypothetical. NCBI's taxonomy places the organism in Eukaryota, Fungi, Ascomycota, Eurotiomycetes, Chaetothyriales, Herpotrichiellaceae. Bases 1 to 393 code for a protein of 130 amino acids. The transcript has a single exon. The record is from RefSeq and is a predicted model, not a curated record.
AUGUUGGGAGUCGUCAGGGACUUUGCUGUCGCGAUUUUCGGUCUUGUGGUCGCCCUCCUGUCCGGCCUGCUGGGUGUCUUCCUGCGCCUGGACCGUCCUCGCGCAACACAGCCGCAGUCUCCCUCCCCUCCCCCGACCCCUCCCGACUCUACCCACAGGUUCGUGCGGCGGGAAUACGAGGCCCGCCUCCAAAGCAUAUUCGCACGCCGCCCGAGGGAAGGCUUGGAGCAAUUCAUCGCCCUCGAACUGGAAAAACACCGUCUUCUCGAAGAGAACGCCGCCCUCAUGCGCAAGCUCACCGAGCUUACGGAACAGCGCAUGGCCGACAUGGCCGAUUCGGGCCGGCGCCCAGUCCCGCGUCGUCCUCCUACUCCUGAUCAUGCCCGGGGCUGA